UAUAUAAUUUCACUUUUACACCUUUUUGUGUAUAUUCCUCUAUCGAAAUAUAAAGUAGCAUGCUCUUUCUUGACUGCCUGCCUAGGUCACUGGAUCUGUUUUAAUAUCGCUGGUGGAAAAUGUCGGAGAGAACAAUGGCGCGGCAAGUACUGCUGUUUGUGUAUCUCGUCUGUCUCAGUUCAGUGCGCGGGCAGGUCAGUUAUUCUAUUCCAGAGGAAAUGCAGAAAGGAUCUUUAGUCGGAAACAUAGCGCAGGAUUUAGGAUUAGAUUUAAAGAGACUGAAAUCAGGUAAAGCUCGUAUUUAUACAGGGGACAGCACUGAAUACAUCGAGCUAAAUAAAGAUAGGGGAGUCCUCCUCAUCAAAGAGAGAAUAGACAGAGAAGCUCUGUGCGGACAGACAACGCCUUGCGCUCUACAUUUUCAGAUCAUUUUAGAGAAUCCGAUGGAAUUGUUCAGAGUGACAUUAGAAAUCACCGAUGUAAAUGAUAACGCCCCUGCAUUUGCUGUAAAUGAGAUGAAAUUCGAAAUAAGUGAAUCGGCAUUGUCGGGAGCAAAAUUCGCUCUGGAGGCUGCUGUAGAUAAUGACGUUGACGUAAAUGGUCUUCAAAGCUACACUUUGAAACCGACUGAUAAUUUCGGUUUAAGAAUGCACAGUUUACCAGAUGGCAGUAAGACCGUGGAACUAAUUUUAGAAAAAACGCUAGACCGAGAGAAGCAAGAACACAUUACUUUGCUGUUAACAGCACUUGACGGGGGAGAGCCACGGUUAUCUGGCACACUGCAAAUUCUUAUUAACGUUCUAGACGCAAAUGAUAACGCUCCUGUUUGUGGUCAAGCAGUAUAUAAAACCAGCUUAGAAGAGAACGCUCCAAGGGGAACAUUAUUAACUACAAUUAGCGCAACUGACGCAGAUGAAGGGUCAAAUAGUGUCGUCGUUUAUUCACUGUCUGCCACAUCAAAAGGAGUAUCGGAUCUUUUUGAAAUUGGUCAGCAUGACGGCGUAAUAAGGUUAAUAGGAAAUGUGGAUUAUGAAAAAUUCAAACAGUAUCAGAUUGUAGUUGAAGCCAGAGACCAGGGUGGUCACACGGAUUCAUGCAAAGUCAUUAUUGAUGUCAGUGAUAAAAAUGACAAUGCACCAGUGAUCAGUACAAUAUCUAAAUCAAAUCAAAUUUCUGAAAAUGCCAAAGCAGGAACUGUUGUGGCAAUGAUGAACGUCCAAGACGCUGAUAAACAUGAAAACGGGGUAGUAAAAUGUCAAUUGAAUGAAAAUAUUCCAUUUGUCAUUCAUUCUUCAUUAGAUGGUUUCCACAGUCUUGUAACUGAAAGCGAUCUAGAUCGAGAGAGAGAGUCUGGGUAUAAUAUUAGUGUGAUGUGCACUGACGAGGGGACUCCGUCUCUCUCCAGCAGCGUCACUCUCUCCUUACAGAUAUCAGAUGUGAAUGAUAACGCUCCUGUUUUUGAGAGGAGCUCAUAUGAGGCCUCCAUUCCAGAAAAUAAUACACCCGGUCUCUCAAUAUUUACAGUCAAAGCCAGUGACGCUGACUGGAACCAGAAUGCACGUGUUUCUUACAUACUGCAGGACUCUUCCGUAAACGGAGUUUCCGUCUUCUCUUAUGUAUCUGUCAGUCCUGAUAGUGGCGUUAUCCACGCAGUGCGUUCUUUUGAUUACGAACAAAUUAAGGAUUUCCAGUUUCGCGUAAUAGCUCAAGAUGCAGGCUCCCCUCCUCUCAGUAGCAAUGUAAGUGUAAAGAUAGCGAUUCAGGACCAGAACGACAACGCGCCUCAGGUUCUGUAUCCAGUGCAGACUGGGGGCUCUGUGGUGGCUGAAAUUGUGCCUCGUUCAGCAGAGGUGGGCUAUCUCGUGACCAAAGUGGUGGCUGUUGAUGUGGACUCUGGACAGAAUGCCUGGCUUUCAUAUAAACUGCAGAAAUCCACAGACAGGGCGCUGUUUGAAGUGGGCUUACAGAAUGGAGAAAUAAGAACUGCGCGUCAGGUGUCCGAUAAAGAUGCUGUGAAGCAGAAACUCACUGUCGUAGUGGAGGACAACGGACAGCCCUCUCGUUCAGCUACAGUCAAUAUUAACGUGGCGGUGGCGGACAGUUUCCCUGAAGUGCUCUCGGAGUUCACUGACUUUACGCACGACAAGGAUUACAACGACAACCUGACUUUUUAUCUAGUCUUGGCCUUGGCUGUAGUUUCCUUUCUGUUCAUCGUGUCCAUCAUAGCCAUACUGUCAGUCAAAUGCUACAGAUGGAGACGUGAGAGGAUGUUAUACAAAUCCGGUGCCAAUCUGCCAGUUAUUCCAUAUUAUCCACCUCUUUACGCAGACGUAGGGGGCACAGGAACUUUACAGCAUGUGUAUAAUUAUGAGGUCUGCAGGACGACUGACUCCAGAAAGAGUGAUCUGAAAUAUGCCAGACCUUCCAGUGAGAGUAUCAUUAGUUUGGACUCCAGUGGAACUCAGACACUCACAUAUGCGCAGAGGGAGAAGGUGACUGGUGACAUUUCUCAUAAUCAGGUGAGGUUGCUGCCAAUUAAUACAUUUAUAUUUUCUGACAGGAAAUCAGUAUGUGAUGUAUUUAUAUGACUGCACUGUCGUAUUUAAUAAUUUCCCCUCACUGUAAAUUAAUUAAUUUCACCACAUUUGUAACUAUUUGGCUUAA
Messenger RNA from Astyanax mexicanus (Mexican tetra), 2664 nucleotides. RefSeq names its product protocadherin gamma-A2-like. The transcript has 2 exons. The coding region runs from base 120 to 2588 and encodes 822 amino acids. Gene Ontology annotation, molecular function: calcium ion binding. NCBI's taxonomy places the organism in Eukaryota, Metazoa, Chordata, Actinopteri, Characiformes, Acestrorhamphidae. Gene Ontology annotation, cellular component: plasma membrane. Gene Ontology annotation, biological process: homophilic cell-cell adhesion. The record is from RefSeq and is a predicted model, not a curated record.